Molecule: messenger RNA, 1593 nt
Organism: Arachis duranensis
Lineage: Eukaryota; Viridiplantae; Streptophyta; Magnoliopsida; Fabales; Fabaceae
Product: CBL-interacting serine/threonine-protein kinase 11
Exons: 1
Coding region: 280-1554 (424 amino acids)
Biological process (GO): signal transduction; protein phosphorylation
Molecular function (GO): protein kinase activity; ATP binding
Source: RefSeq, a predicted model, not a curated record
ACCAUGCACCCACACACCACUCUACCGUCAAAUUCUUCACCAAACAGUUCAUGGCUUCUUGCUUCUCUCCCUUAAUUUCUCACCAUCACUUAAGCAUUAGUAACAAUAAUAAUACUUGUAACCAAAGAAACCUUAGCUUUGCUUCACACAUAACCCAACAUUCACUUCCACGAUUAUCAAUCUCUAAAUUCUCAUCAACCCUAUUAUUAUUUUUCUUCUUAUUAUUAUUUCUUUCAUUUUUCUCAUCUUAAUUUCAUCUUCUCUUCUUUAAAAAUAAACAUGCCGGGGACACAAAAUGACACGUUCAUGGAAGCAUCUGCGUCAAACGGCGUCGUUUUGUUCGGCAAAUAUGAGAUGCUGGAAUUGGCUGGAGUAGGCGCGUCAGCAAAGGUGUACCACGCUCGGCGCGUCGAUACUGGCGAGAGCGUGGCGGUUAAGGCCGUUAGCAAGCGCCAGCUCAGCACUACAGACGGUUACGCGGAGCAAAUCGAGCGCGAAAUUUCUAUCAUGCGCCGGAUGCACCACCCGCACACCGUGAGGCUCUUUGAGGUACUUGCCACGAAGGCGAAGAUUUACUACGUCAUGGAGUACGCUGCCGGUGGCGAGCUUCUGCGCCGUGUCUCCUCCGCCGGAAGGAUGACGGAGAAUCUCGCCAGAAGAUACUUCCAGCAGCUGAUCUCCGCCGUCGCGUACUGCCACUCUCACGGCGUCUUCCACCGCGACCUCAAGCUUGAGAACCUCCUCGUCGACGAGAAUAUGGACCUGAAGGUGACGGAUUUCGGGCUGAGUGCGGGUCGGAGUCAGUUCGGGCCAGACGGUUUGUUACACACAAUUUGCGGUACUCCUGCUUACGUGGCACCUGAGAUUCUCGCGAAAAAAGGCUACCGCGGAGGAAGCGUUGAUAUUUGGUCAUGUGGUGUUAUUUUAUUCACUAUUGUUGCGGGGUAUUUACCCUUCAAUGAUUACAAUAUUACCAUUUUGUACCGAAAGAUUUAUCGAGGGCAGUUUCGGUAUCCUAAGUGGGUCUCUUGUGAUUUUAAACGCUUUGUCUCCAGGUUGUUAGAUAGGGAUCCAGAGACGAGAAUUACUAUCGACGAGAUUUUGAAGGAUCCGUGGUUUUGUCGGGGCGGAUACAAGUAUCCGACCCGAGUGGUGCCCGAGUUGGAUGAAGACCAUGUGAUGCUGAAGGAUUUGAACGCAUUUGAUUUGAUUUCAUUCUCAUCCGGAUUUGACAUUUCGGGUUUGCUGACCCACUCGGAGUAUUUGAAUUGCGUGGAGCGGUUUGUUUCUAAAGAGGAACCCGAAAGUAUAUUGGAGAGGGUGAAAAUAAUGGGGGCUAAGAUGGAAAGGGUGAGAGUGGAAAAAGACGAAAAUGCUUGUGCAGGUGUGAGGUUAGAGGGGUUAGAUGGUAAUUAUGUUAUUGCUGUUAGGAUUUAUAGAUUAAUGAAUGAAUUGGUGGUUAUUGAGGUCAAAAGAAAAGAGAAAAAAGUGGGAGGUGGGAAUUUUUGGAGGACUAGGUUGAAACCUUUACUUCUUGAAUUGGCUCUCCGUUGAUGAUCCCAAAUAAUAAUAUUUGAUAACAUUCAAGUUUAA